This is a messenger RNA of Girardinichthys multiradiatus, 2884 nucleotides long. RefSeq names its product B-cell scaffold protein with ankyrin repeats-like. The coding region runs from base 1 to 1833 and encodes 610 amino acids. Gene Ontology annotation, molecular function: protein tyrosine kinase binding; signaling receptor binding. The transcript has 15 exons. The record is from RefSeq and is a predicted model, not a curated record. Lineage: Eukaryota; Metazoa; Chordata; Actinopteri; Cyprinodontiformes; Goodeidae. Gene Ontology annotation, biological process: B cell activation; negative regulation of B cell activation; negative regulation of phosphatidylinositol 3-kinase/protein kinase B signal transduction.
AUGAGCCGCACAGGGUUGUGUGGCUUAUAUGAAGGGAAACUAUCAUGCAUUCCCUCAGAAAAACUGCUCAUAAUCUAUGAGACGGAGGCAAAGCAGUGGGCAACCUAUCUUCAGUCAGCCUUCCUUGAGCAAAUCCCAGAGGAUGGGAUCUGCUGCUAUGAUGUUACCACAGUGUCCAGCCAAAAGGAUGACUUCCUCAGGCUGUCCGGCUACGCCUGCAAGCUGUUGAUCCUUUCCAAGGGAAUGCUGGAGGGUCUUAACCAGAUGAGGCGCUUCUUCCUUUCCAGGGUGCUGAGUCCAGCAGCCUGUGUAGUGUUGCUGCUGUGUGGGGUGGAGAGUAUAACCCCGCUGCUGGACCUAGUGCCCAUUAAUGGUGAUGAGUGCCUGCAGAUCUCCUGUGAGCAAGAGGCUCCUGAGUAUGUGUGCAAUGUGAUGGAUAUUAUACAAAAAGGUGCAUCAGCAAUAGCAGCAAAUGUGAACCCCAUGGCACAUAGACCAUCUGGAUUUGAGCUUAGGGGUGUGCAGUCAUCUGGAACUAACAGGGUCAAAUCCAGCAUCGUUAUCAUUCCCUCAAGGGUUCCCUGUGGGAGUUCCUCGGAGGUGUUUGUACUCCUGAAAAACAAUUUGGCUGCCGGCGACUGUGAGGUUGAGUUCAAGGCCGAGAAGCAGAUAGUGAGAGUGAAGCCUGUGUGCUGGAGUGAACAGAUCCUGUGUGUCAGCACACCAGCUGACUUUCCUGCAGGAAAUGUGAGGGUGACUGUCUACAGUGGUGGAAAAUCACUGAGCAGCUCUAAAUUGCAGUAUUACACAAGAAUUGAAGAACUCGCCAGUCUUCUGUCAAGUGUGGCAGACCCUGUAGAGUUCAUGUUUCAGGCUCUUCAGGUUUGCUCUGUGGAUAAGCUGGAUCAGAAGUUGUCCUCCAUGCUGCUGGAGCUCAUGCCCACAGGAGGCUUUCAGGGCCUGCAAAUUGAAAACACACAUGAAAGAGAGGUCCACCAUGGGGACGUGCCCUCGCUCCUCCACUUCGCCGCUCGGUAUGGAUUCAGGAGUGUCUCGGGCCUGCUUCUGCAGUGUCCGGGCGCUGAACAAGCUCUCUGCAUUGCCAAUCGACACGGACAGACUCCUGCAGAGAUCGCCAAAAGCCACGGCCAUAAAGAGCUUCACAUCAUGCUGAAGGAGACGUUGAAGAUGCUUGGCUCAGGGGAGGACCAUGGUGUGUACGAAAUGAUGUGCAAUGCAAGCAAACAGCAAGAAUGUGAGGGGGAGGAUGAGGAUCUCUACACGCCACUCGGGACGAAUGAUGACUUGAAUUCCAACUUGAAGUCUAAAAAGGUCGUGGACCUUGCCAACCGCCCGCCAGCACCCACACCCAGGCCUGAGUGCAUGCAGCUGAAAGAGGGUAGAACCCCAUACAUCGUACAAGUUUUUAAAAAGAAGAAAAUACCCAAGGGGAAUGCUGAUGUGUAUUCAAUUACGUCUAAACAGGCAGAAAGGCAAGAAGGCAGCGUCCCUGGCAUCUAUGAUACCUUCACACCAAAUCAGAUGCAGCUUGAGCAGCUCAUGGAGGUCCAGCAGAGGAUAAAGACCGGUUCACUCACUGUGGGAAAGGCUUUUAAUCACUUCAGCGACCAACAGAAGCAGCAACAGGAGAAGCUGAGCCACCUGAGAGCUGGCAUCAUCAACAACAGAGACGACUGUGUGUACGAUCAAAUCAACAAUGUUCAUCAUACAUCAAAUGUUCUGGUGAAUGAGAGUUGCAGAGGAAACCAACCAUCUGAACCUGAGUUUCACACUAAGCCACUAAAAGGGCAGCAGAACUUGCAGAAAAGCUGAGAAACUGAACUUACAGGUUAAGGUUAUUUAUGCAACAUAAAUCCAGUUUCCUGUCAACAUCUUCUUUCCUGAAACGUUUAAUUCUUCUUUUCUUUAUGUGAAUAUUCAAUGAAACCAAUGUUAUUUGUUAUAUUUUCAACAUUAUGGGUAGAUUUCUGGGGUUUAAGGUACAGUCACAUUAAAAAGAAAGCACACCACAAUAAACUGAAGGGUUUGAAAUAUUAUCCACAUAUCUAAGAUUUUUGGGAUGUAUUUAGUUUUUCACAAACCCUUCCAUUUUGGCUUAAUGGUGGAAUUAGCUAUGUUUAUUCUAUGUUGUAUGCUUUAUGUUAGAUUUAAAUCAUUUUAGAACUCAGUAGAGGGCAUAUUAUGUAUUUGUUAAAAACCCUAUAUUAUGCAGAGGGUGUACUUUCUUUUUACCAUGACUGUACACCAUGGUAUUAAAAGGUCACAGUUACUUAACUGAAAAGAUUUGUGGUCAUAUUGUUCCUGCGGUUGAAACUGUUUUCAAUGAAGUGAAGUACAUUUGUGCUUCCUCUCCAUCACUUGUUGCUGUGAGCUGUCAGUCAGUUGUGUAGUUGGGUGUUUGGAAAGGAUUCUGGAAGUAAAACCACCCCAGAGGAGCACCACAACUCAGUCUUUUCUUUGCUUCUUCACCAAGAAGCUAUCAAGGUUACCUUGUCUUUUGGUAAAAUAAACAACCUUCUACAAGAACUAGUCAGAAAUUCACGGCUCACACAGAUAAAAAUGUAAUCACUGUUUAUUGCACACAACCUAAAACUCUAAGCUUCAUUCAGAGCUCCCAGCAUGGACUUGUUCACAUUUAUUCAUCAUUUUUAAUAGGAUAAAGCCUGCAAAAGCUGUUAAAUGUUAAAAGGUAACACCAUGAGUACAUUUGCAUAUUAGCUGCAUAGUAUUGUAGACUUUGCUACUGUGUCUCAGCCAGGUUUGUUUUUUAUGUCCAUAUUUUAUGUUUUACUGUUGUAUUUUGUGUUCACAUAAAUCCUCUUGAUUUGUCCAAAUUUACAUUAAAGCUGCUCUCAUCCACAGA